GCUGAAGGAGUGCAAUAAACUGAACCUGUACAGCUGUAUUUGUCGAGAAAGGCUGAAGACAGUUUGAGCCAUGGCAAGCCAGGACUUAAUGGCGAAAAAAAGAGAAUGUCUCCAGGCCUACAGCUGGUGGAGAACACCACAGAAGAAACGGAAGAAAAAGAACAAAAUAAAACCAGGAAGAAUAGAGUUUGUCCCUAGUAGUACUUCAGGGACAAGACCAGAUUAUUCAAUAUUUGUUGGGGAGCUUACUCCAGAAGUGGAUGAUUUCCAGCUCUAUGACUAUUUCCUAAAGAGGUACCCCUCAUGUAUUGACUGCAAAAUAGCAACAGACCUGCUGGGAUAUUCCAGAGGGUAUGCCUUUGUCAGAUUUGGUGAGCAAGGUGAUCAGAUGAGGGCACUGCAAGACUGCCAGAAUGCACCAGGUCUGGGGGGAAAACGAAUCCGGCUGAGCAUAGGAAUUUCUAAAAGACUGAAAGCAGAAUUCCAGCGGUACCAGUCGUACAACUAUAAUGAUUAUUACCAAGAUUAUCAGAACUACUACUCACAGUGGGGUUAUGAUCCUUAUGCUGAAUACAACUACAGCUCCUAUACUCCCUAUGAUAGCAUGCAAGCUGUUGGAGACUGCUCUUUAGGAGAUGCUGUUAUGACUCCAGCUGUUUUUGAGGAAACUUCAGCUAUGACUGAAAUCAAUGAUGAUCUAAUAACUGAAGAUCCACAGCUUUACUUGGAUGUUGAUGAAAUGAACAGACAAUUUAUGGAGACAAGUGAAGAACUCUAUGAUUCCCUCAUGAAUUGUCACUGGCAACCUCUGGAUACGGUCACUUCUGACAUCCCCCCUGCUAUUUAAGUGUCUUAUAUAGCAUGACCGUUAUGACCAAGGUGCUAAAAUUACAUUUCUUCUACAUUACUCUAGAUCAUAAGUUUUAAAGCACAAUGAUAGGUUGGGUUUUUUGCUAUGCUUUUGACAGUUUCUGUAAUCUUUUUUUUUGUUCAUCACCCUACUCUUGGAGCAUCUUGAAAUCAUGUAAAUAUUCUAGAAAUGUAAAGAGUUCAAUGGGGUCUAAAGAUAGACUUGCCUGUGUAAAUAAAAUUUUUGUUUCUGCAAA
Messenger RNA from Balearica regulorum gibbericeps (East African grey crowned-crane), 1106 nucleotides. Lineage: Eukaryota; Metazoa; Chordata; Aves; Gruiformes; Gruidae. The record is from RefSeq and is a predicted model, not a curated record.